AUGGCGGCGACGGCGGCGACGGCGGGCAGGUUCCUGCGGCUCCGCGCGGCCGGGGCCGAGGGACACUGGCGUCGGCUGCGUGGCGCGGGGCUGCCGCGGGGCUUCCUGCAGCCCGCCUCGGCCGACGGGGAUGCGGCCCAGAGGCGGCAGGUGGCUCACUUCACUUUCCAGCCUGACCCGGAGCCACUGGAGUACGGGCAAACUCAGAAAAUGAAUCUCUUCCAGGCAGUAACAAGUGCCUUAGAUAACUCAUUGGCCAAAGAUCCUACUGCAGUAAUAUUUGGUGAAGAUGUUGCCUUUGGUGGAGUCUUUAGAUGUACUGUUGGCUUGCGAGACAAGUACGGUAAAGAUAGAGUUUUUAAUACCCCAUUGUGUGAACAAGGAAUUGUUGGAUUUGGAAUUGGAAUUGCAGUCACUGGUGCUACCGCCAUUGCAGAAAUUCAGUUUGCAGAUUAUAUUUUCCCUGCUUUUGAUCAGAUUGUUAAUGAAGCCGCCAAGUAUCGCUAUCGCUCUGGAGAUCUUUUUAAUUGUGGAAGCCUCACCAUCCGGUCCCCUUGGGGCUGUGUCGGCCAUGGGGCUCUCUACCAUUCCCAGAGUCCUGAAGCUUUUUUUGCCCACUGCCCAGGAAUCAAGGUGGUUAUACCCAGAAGCCCUUUCCAAGCCAAGGGACUUCUUUUGUCAUGCAUAGAGGAUAAAAAUCCUUGUAUAUUUUUUGAACCUAAAAUACUUUACAGGGCAGCAGUGGAACAGGUUCCCAUAGAACCAUACAACAUCCCCCUGUCCCAGGCCGAAGUCAUCCAAGAAGGGAGUGAUGUCACUCUAGUUGCCUGGGGCACUCAGGUUCAUGUGAUCCGAGAGGUGGCUUCCAUGGCUCAUGAGAAGCUUGGAGUGUCUUGUGAGGUCAUUGAUCUGAGGACUAUAAUACCUUGGGAUGUGGAUACAGUUUGCAAGUCUGUGAUCAAAACAGGGCGACUGCUAGUUAGUCACGAGGCUCCCUUGACGGGCGGCUUUGCCUCUGAGAUCAGCUCGACGGUUCAGGAAGAAUGUUUCCUGAACCUGGAGGCUCCUAUAUCGAGGGUAUGUGGGUACGACACGCCGUUCCCUCACAUUUUUGAGCCGUUCUACAUCCCAGACAAAUGGAAGUGCUAUGACGCCCUUCGAAAAAUGAUCAACUAUUGACCACAGUAUAUAACAUAUAAUGGAAGCCAGAUGUUGACCCAGAUAUAAGGAGCUUCAUCCAUCCCAUCAUCCAAAGUGUGAAAAGCUGCAUUCGCCUGAAUCAAUACGUUUGUGACCUGACCUGGAAAAGCAUAGGAAGAUAGUGCAUCAGAGUUACUUCCAUCAAGAUGAAGGGGAUUUGUGGCGUAGAUUGGAACACAAAGGGGGACUAUCACUUUUCCAUUCUAUAUCCUCCUCUGUCCUUUGACUUUUAAGAUAUGUCCCGUGGCUCCCCAACUCAAAUAGAGCGUAAUAUUUAGAACCACAAAAUAUUUAAAGUGUUUGGUGAAAAUGUAUGCACCGUAGGAACUUUUUAAGAGUGUCAGAUAUUAAUGCUGUGAUGGAAUUUAAUAUCUCAAAACCAUGGGCUUCAAAGAAGUUAGACUUGAUCUAAGCCUCCGGAUCAGAAAUAAAAUAAAAAUGGAAAAUAUGACUUAUACUGGAACUCUUCAAGCAACUUUUGGCUUUUUCUGUGAGAACACUGAAGCUUCCCUGUUGGUAAACUUGGGAAUAAUGGAGAAAGUCUUGUGGGCUGGGAGCUUCUAGGCUGAAUGUUAACUGCAGCUGGGAGAUAGCUGUUCCAAAGAGAGUUGAAGACAACACCAGGUUAACAAGCAGACAAGACUGUUAAAUGUUACACAGUUAAAAGCCAGGCCCUUUGCAAAAAGGGAGGUGGAUACACAUCGCAUCCCUUGUUUAGUUUUCAAAGAAGAGAUAAAUGAGUAGUAUUAUUUUUGUAAAAUUUUAUUGAAGUAUGGUUGCUUUACAAUGUUGUGUUAAUUUCUGCUGUACAGCAAAGUGAAUAAAUGAGUAUGCUUUAGGAUUAAUAAUAAUGCUUUGAAGCUUCCUUUUCAGAAACAAAAAUUAAAGGGAGGGCUUCCCUGGUGGCGCAGUGGUUGAGAGUCCAUCUGCCGAUGCAGGGGACAUGGGUUCGUGCCCCGGUCCGGGAAGAUCCCGCAUGCCGCGGAGCGGCUGGGCCCGUGAGCCAUGGCCUCUGAACCUGCACGUCUGGAGCCUGUGCUCCACAACAGGAGAGGCCACAACAGUGAGAGGCCCGCAUACCACAAAAAAAAAAGAAAAAAAAAAAGGGAACAACACCUUGAACUAUUAUUUUAACUGCUUAGUGAUAUAUCUAUAUAUACAUUAUAUAUAUAUAUAUAUAUAUAAUGUAUAUAUAUCACAUCAUAUAUAUAUAUUUUUUUAACUGAACUUUGUGGUGGUUUUAAACAUUUUAUUCAGGGCCAACUAUAAUAUGAACAUGGGAUAGGUCUCAACUUCUGAGACAGUAGGAUUUUCAGAAGUUUAGAAAUUCAAACUCAUAUAAAAUCAAAUAUUAUUUUAAAUGUUCUUAACUGCUAAGGAAAAUAAAACCAUACCCAAACCUUCCUUUUCUCAUCUAGUAAUAUUAUGAGUGGGUAUGUUAAAAUCAUUUAAAUAAGUUAAAAGGAAGCUCACAUCCAAAGGUUAUUUCCAAAGGCUACUCUGGAAAAUACCAGUGCUUGGCAUGAGUGGUUCUAGACUGUUCUGCCAGAGCAUUCAGUAGAGUAGUGACAAUCAAACUCCAGUUUGGAUUGUCCUAGUAUAAAAGUAAAAUAUAUUCUCGGGAAAAGCAAGCAUGCUGUCAGGCAGUCAUUCAACACAUAUUCAUGAAUCCCCAUAUGGGUUUAGGGAAAGAAAGUUUAAAUAAGCUGUAAGUUUCCCCCAAAGGGAAAGAGAGUAUUAAUCAAAUACUUAUAAGGUGAAAGCACUAUAAAUAAUGCUAUUAAAAUUCUUUGGGAUCUUAAGUAAGGGUAGAAAACCCCCUCUAAGUUGUUAAUUGUUUCACAGAGUAGGUGACAUUUAAAAGAGUCUUUCAGGAUACCUAGGAUUAUCACCAAAUAUAGAAAGAGACAGGUGAAGUAGAGGAAUGUGUGUAUAGCACGUCUUAAAUACAGACUGUAUGUAAGAACUUGAAAUUAUAACAGGGUAGCAUUUUGAAAAAUUAGAUGGUUACAUUCAAAAUAGGAUUUUGCCAACAGGCAAUAGGUUGAGAGAAUAAGGACUUGAAAAAUUAUUUUAGUUCUUAUUUAACAUUAAAGAUUGAGCCUGAUGGCUACUGUAGCUGCUUUUCUGAUUGUAUAGAAUAGGUAACUUUAAUCGUUGUUUCAGCUUAGCCAUGAGAAUGGAGUUUGGAAGAUGAAAGAUAUGGCCUGGAGGAAAGUAAAAGGUAUCUUAAUUGUUUGGAUUACUGGGAGGCACUGUGAGAGUCGGAGGACUGAGAACAAAGACAAAGGUUGGAAGAUACUAGAGUCCCUCCACCAUGCUCCCCAGUACACACUCAAGGCUGAGCUGGUGGGGAGAGAAUGGUUUUGAAACACUGGAGAAGAUAUGGAACUCCAAGAACUGGGGAGCUUUGGUUUUGUUCCAGAAGGAAACAACUUGUAGGCUGCCUCCAAGUCAGUUGAGGGACAUUUCCGUAUUACAAAUAAACAUGGUAGCAGAGUGUGAGUAAGCAGAAGGGGACUGUAUUAUUCUUUUUAGAACAUUCUUGAUUCCCGUGUAAUGUGGAUAGAGGAAGCUGUUGUGGUGGGAAUAAGGAACUCUACGGCAAAUGCACUGGGUUGUGCCAUCUGGUAAGGGACCAAGUGACUAAUGUAGUCAGACCUCAGUGUAUGGUCAGGGUCCAAAGAGUGGUCAGAGGAGCCUGAGUCGUCCAGGAAACUUUAUAAAGUCAGCAGAGACCAGGCCGACAGAUCAUUGGCAAGGACACUCUAGGGGUCUAAGGACCACCUUUCCCAACUCCUGAAAAGCACUAAGAAAGACACCAACAUCCAGGGCCAACCCCUUUUUCCCUUGCCAUUAGUGAGGUUGAAAAAGCCGGAUAAUCACUUUCGAUUCGUCGCUUACCGACUGGGGUGAAUAUUUGACCAAGUAUUGAUCAAUGAGCUAUAAGUGGAAUUUGCUGGGGGGUGGCUUUUGUAUAAUGAUUUUUUAUCUGAAUAAGACAGGGAUAUGGCUGGGAGCAUGCUCCUGAAGCUUCCUUUCUUUGUCCACGAAGCUAGAAAUCUGAGGAAAAAGCCACUAUGCUAAGCAUGUGGAGUGAAAACCAGAAAGAGCUUCUCAUCCAUGUUAUCACAGAACAGAUAAACUAACAAUAGCACUUACUUAUCUUUGGAUUUUUUUGUCAUGUAAAAACAAACUCCUAUUUAUUUAGGCCACAGUUAAUCAUCUGAUCUAUAAUUUUCAGCCUUUUCAUCAAAAGUUUAUCAAAAAUUUUACUGUCUGAUAGUCAUGUAAGUUUAUUGAGAGUCUAUCUAAUGAAUGGUGGGCCAGAUCCUACCUUAAUCUCAUAUAUAUAGAUGUCUAGAAGACAGCUGUCUCUGCUGCUCUCUCAUCUAAGCCAAGACUCGGUCAUCUAAGAGUGAUUGAAGCAAGCUGAAGAUUUCAACAUUCUUUCUGUCCAAAAUAAAGAAAUCAUAUUUUCCACUACUCUACAAAUUGUACUAUGGGUAAAUUGCUAGCCCUAUCACAAAAUGUUUAGAAAUUAUGAGAUUCAGUGAGCUGGAAAAAUAUUUUUUUUAGUGUCAGGAGUUGAACUGGAGGAGGAUGAGAUAGGAAGGUUUAAGUGGCAGCCAGAUUGUGAAGAAACUUGUAUGCUGCAAUUUAAACACGGAUUUUGAAAAGAAUAUAUAUAUAACUGAAUAACUUUGCUGUAUACCUGAAACUGACACAACAUUGUAAAUAACUAUUUCAAUAAAAAUUUUUGAAAAAUAAUUAAAAAUUAAAAUUAAAAAAAAUGGACUCUGACUUGUAGGUCAUUGGGAAUCAUGGAAAAGUUUAAAAUAGGAGAUUAAUACCAAAUUAAUAUUUUAGGAGGAUUGUUUUGGUAACUAUGUAGAAGGAAGAUUGGAGGGGACAUAAAACAGGGACAGUGAGAAUUAUAAAGAAGCUAAUGUAGUUACAUGUUAACUUCAUGCCUGGAAUAUGGUUAUUGAUACUUGUUGAAAGAAUUUAACCUUUAGUUCUGGAUUUGCCUAAAAGUGUCAACAUAUUAAAUAUCAGAUCUAGAUGACAAAAUCUUGAGAUUUUUGUUUUAAAUUAUUUUAAUAUAAUCAAAAUAUUUGCUAAUAACACUUCUUUUUCAUGACUAAAUAAAAGCAAGCAACUGUUAGAUUUUUAAAUUGCAGUUUAUGUGAACUUGCAUGUAUUAGCUUCAUCUCAGCAGGUGCACAAGAACUGCUUAAUGACUGACAGGCUGAAUUGAAUUCAACAACUUUUUACUGUAUUCAUUGCAUUUUCAAACAGUUUUUCUAACAUCUUGCCUAUGGAUAUGGCCACUAUAACACCCAGCUUUUCUGAAGCAAACAUAGUUUCCAAUUUUGUGUUCUAAUCUCAUAAACAUACUUUUCCUUGUCAAAUCAUAGGUUUCAAUUUUUGUUUCAGAAAUGUUAGUCUGUAUUCUUUUAC
Mesoplodon densirostris (Blainville's beaked whale) is the source of this 5664-nucleotide messenger RNA. It is a transcript of the gene BCKDHB, whose product is annotated as branched chain keto acid dehydrogenase E1 subunit beta. Gene Ontology annotation, molecular function: catalytic activity. NCBI's taxonomy places the organism in Eukaryota, Metazoa, Chordata, Mammalia, Artiodactyla, Ziphiidae. The coding region runs from base 1 to 1179 and encodes 392 amino acids. The record is from RefSeq and is a predicted model, not a curated record. Gene Ontology annotation, biological process: response to nutrient; branched-chain amino acid catabolic process. The transcript is spliced from 11 exons.